AUGACGGCGGCGCCCGACCCCGCCUCGCUCCUGCGCCUGCGGCUGCGCCCCGGUGCCGCGCUGGCCGCCUCGCCGGGCAGCAGCUGGCCCCUGGCGGGCGGCCUCCUCCAGAGGGCGCGCCACGUCCCGGCGGGCAGCCCCGCGCCCGCCUCGCCGGCCGCAGCUCCGGCGCCGCCUGCCGCUCCACGGAGCCCCGGCGCUUUCUCGCGCGCGCGACGCCUGGGCUUGGACACGGUGUUCGUCGAGGUUCGCGCGAGCGAGGAGGCCCUCCUCUGCUACCGGCAAGGCGCGGAGGGCCUCGAACUUGCAGUGCGGGCGCCGCUGAUGCUGGCCGCGGCCGCCCAGGUGCCGCACACCCCCGACGUGGUGAGCGUGACGCUGCCUGCGGCCGAGGAGCUCCGCGAGGUGGCGGGCGGCCUGCAGGCCGCGCCGGGCCAGGCGCGGGCGGCCUUCCGGGGCGAGCGGCUGCUGCCCGAGCGCGGGGGCCCGCUCGUCCUCGAGUGCGGCACGGAGCUGCAGGCGCGGCAGCUCCUGGACAAGCUCUCGGCGGCCGGCUGCGUCCUGCAGGGCCUGACCCAGAGGUACCGGUUCCGCCGGGAGGUGGGCCACGGGGGCUUCGGGCGCGUGCACCUGGCGCACGACACGUGGAGCGGGAGCGAGGUUGCCGUCAAGGUGUUCUUCAGCAGGGAGCACGGGGGGUACUCCCACCCGCUCCGGGAGUCGAACUUCCUUCGCUGGGCCAACGAUCCUCUGUUCCCGGAGUUCAAGGCCGUCUACAGGAUCCACGAGAGCGAGCUCGAGGAGCUCGGCGAAGACGAGCUCCAGGGCAUGGGCGCCUUCGCCCUCGUGACCGAGUACGUCCCCGGUGGGGAGCUCCACGCGGUCCUUGCGCGGCACGGGCCUCUGCCGGAGGAGUGCGCCCGGGACGUGAUGCGGCAGGUGUUCAGCGGGCUGGACGCAAAACAAACUUUCAUCGGAGGAAAGAAGAGAGACGGCUUUUUCAUAACAUAA
This is a messenger RNA of Prorocentrum cordatum, 1011 nucleotides long. The record is from the annotation of a GenBank genome assembly. NCBI's taxonomy places the organism in Eukaryota, Dinophyceae, Prorocentrales, Prorocentraceae.